CCCACUUCUUCCAACCACCGUUAGUUCCGCUGGGGGCGCGGCUGACGACUCGCCCGAAGCCAAUCAGUCUCAUCGGCGGCUGUUUGCUCAUGCAUCUGAUCCUGGAACGGUUGCGGAGGUGGGGAAAGAAGCGAAAGAGGCAAGACGCUGACUAGUCGAGAAGCCACUUGUUGUUGCCGAGCAGCGAGCGGCGGUCGUCGGCUUCAUUCGUCACCUCUCCGCUGCCUCCAGGAAGUUGAAUGUCUGCAUCAUCGUUGUCUCCAUGGCCAUGUCCACACAUCAUCAUCAUCUUCUUGACGUCCUUACCACACCUUUUUGCAGACGCCAAUGCGCUCCCUACAGGCCGUAUGGGCAACUGCACCCACCCACUGGUGCCGGAGCACGGGGGCUUCCGCUGUGAGCCGUCCCCCUGCCGAGGUUUCCCCCACAGGAGCUCCGUACACCUGUUCUGUGAGGACGGCUAUCACACAGCCAAAUCUCCCGUCUCCUGGUGCCAUCACGGAGCUUGGAAGCCCCCCAUUCCCGCUUGCAUCCGCAUUAGAGGGGGUGCUCGUGUCAACGAGGGUGGAGAAAACGUUGGCGUGCCCAAUAUGGCCACGACGGCUGUGAGCGUGUCCAUUUUUUUGCUCACCACCACUGCAUGCCUUGUGGUCAAGUCCCGCCUCUGCCCCUGUCAAUCACACAGGUCACAUGACGUGUCUCCCGCCAGGCGUCGGUCUUCGGACCAACUGGACCUGAUGGCUGAGGUACAUCCUGUCUCGCUACCGUCCUACGAGGAGGCGAUGUAUAGCAGCUGGGGCCAGCCCCUCGCUUCCUCCCGCUCGCCAAACCCGGGACCCACCCAGCUCCUGCUGGCCCAGGAGCCGCUAGGCGAUCAAACCAGCCCUGACAAUUCCCCGCCCCCUUACGAGGAGGUCCAAUCACGAAGGAGUGACAACCGACAGCUACGCGUUUCUCUGUCGGAUGACAAAGAUGUUUAAAGGACAAACUAUGAGGUGGUUUCGAUUGACAGCUAAUGGAUGUGAUGACUUGGCACUUUGUUCCCCUCUUGUAUUAGGUCAGAUGCAGCUGGCUGACCAAAGCUCAUUGGCCAGUUUGCACUCAUCUGACCUAUGUUGUACUGUACGUGUGUGUGUGUGUGUGUGUUAGUGAGUGAGUGUGAUCACGCUGUUAUAGAAACCUGUGUUUUCAUGGCAACCAACCUGGAUUUAUCAUGUUAUUUCAAACAAGUUAUAUUGCCAAAUUCAUUUGAAGGGCAAUGGAAGCUCUCAAGCCCAACAUGAAAUGUUAAAUUAAAUUAACCCUGACUUGAAACCCAAAAUUUUAACCCUUCUCUUGAACCAGCCAAGCCUUGAAAUAGUUACUUGAAACCCUAACCCAGACUUAAAAUUCUAACUCAAGGUUUUUAAGACCUAACCGUUUUGAAACGCAAAUUUGCAACCGGCUACACCUAACUCGUUUUCAGCCUAACUUUGAAACCUGAAUUCAUGCCUGCUUGGAAUCUGAAUUUAAAACUGCAACCCAGGCUUGUGACUUGAGAGUUUCUACUGUAUCCACACACAGAAUAUUUGAAUGAAUUUAUGAGAUUAUAUUUAUAUGAGGUAAAUCAACUUGCACACUGAAUGUAUUUUUCUCUUAAUGCCAUACUGUAAAUUAUAUCGACAUACUUGAUGAAUAUCUUUUCAUGUCUGUUUUGUCAUAUUUAAAGUUCUUAUCCCCUUUCCCUUAUAUUCUUUCGAACUUCCCGAAACUCAUCUAUGUCUUUUGAAACUACUCAGUUCUUCUAAAGUGCGAGCUAGCUUAACCCUUUCCAUCGGGGCUGACUUAGAUGCUCCUAUCAAGUUAUUCUAGGCUCAACUAGUGCAGUACGCUAGUGUGUGUAACGAGUGCUUCCGGUCCUAAAAAGGACAGCUUAAUAUAUUUUAGUUUUAACAAGUGCAACAAAACCACAGGGAAGGACCCACUGUAAAAAGGACAUGGUUAGACCGACGUAUUGUGCCUCGGCACAGGCAUUGGAUAACUUGGGAGGGACUGGCGUCCUAAAACUGAGGUGGUUAGAAGGCAGACGAAUCUUUCCCGCUACUGACUUAAUAAAUUCUCGUCUCCUCAUCUACCACUAGCAGUGGCCGGGGACUAAGGAGAGUUUUUACCCUUUAAACGGAGAUGAGCUUGGUUUUGACACCUUCUGACGUUUUAGUUUCAUUCAGUGGAAUUUGACACCAAAGCAGGAAACCAGAAACCACACACCGAGAUGACUCAUCUUAAUCAAUUCUGAACGAGUGGUUUUCAAAAUAAUGUGGUGCCGGAAACAAAGAAA
Molecule: messenger RNA, 2317 nt
Organism: Syngnathus acus (greater pipefish)
Lineage: Eukaryota; Metazoa; Chordata; Actinopteri; Syngnathiformes; Syngnathidae
Exons: 5
Coding region: 240-980 (246 amino acids)
Source: RefSeq, a predicted model, not a curated record